Messenger RNA from Dacryopinax primogenitus, 1713 nucleotides. RefSeq lists its product as uncharacterized. The record is from RefSeq and is a predicted model, not a curated record. Lineage: Eukaryota; Fungi; Basidiomycota; Dacrymycetes; Dacrymycetales; Dacrymycetaceae. Gene Ontology annotation, molecular function: DNA binding. Gene Ontology annotation, biological process: regulation of DNA-templated transcription. The coding region runs from base 1 to 1713 and encodes 570 amino acids. The transcript is spliced from 2 exons.
AUGCAAGUACCUACCAAGGACGAAAUUCUGGAGCGAUUGUCUAGCAUUGAACAUGCUCUGGUCGAGGCAUUCAACGAAAAUACCAACUCCUCCUUCACCGACUUGAAUUCCCAAUUCCAACAAGUAGCUAAUAUCAUUAGCUCCUCGAUCCAAGCACCUAACAAGCCCUAUUCGACAUCUCUCUACGUCAAAGCCCGGGAGCUUUCCUUAAGGAUCUCUUCUUCGCUUUCGGCCUUGCUCGAGAUCGCCUCAUCCGGAACGAAAUUUCGUGGCGUCUUGCAAACUGGGUUUGUGAGCCUUCUUCCCUCUGUGCCCAGCACGCAUUUGUCCACAGAAGCAUCUAUCGAGUCUACGUCGCAAUCCGGUGGCGAGUUUGCCUCCCUUCGAAGGUGGUUUUUGGAUCAUAUCGACAAUCCAUAUCCUGAUCAGAAGGAGAAGCAGCAGCUACAUCGCGAAUUGGGCAUUCCCGUUGCCAGUAUCACCCAGUACUUUACGAACGCCCGUCGGAGGUCUGGAUGGGCCGACUUCGUCAGGUCCUAUGGAGGUGGAUCCUCAUCGAGCGCUGCAGCCCUUAUCAGGUCGAUCGUGCAAGUCGAGCAAGACACGACAUCAGACAUCCCAGACAUUCCGCAAGGUGCUCAAUCGGCACUAGAAAAGAUUCGCGAAUACGUGAGCGCUGGCUUGGAGCCUGAGAUUCGUGAUGGAAUGCGAGAGGCGAUGGAGGCGGAGUCUCGCAGGAUCCACGAGAUGCACGUGCAAGCGAUCUCACAAGGCCUGGUGAUCGAGGAUGGCGAACUUCGCAAGCCCAAGAAAGCACGGUUGAACGGCGCGCAAACUCACCAGCGUUCCAUCGAUGAACGCAGGGACGACUUUCAAUGCCCCCAUGGAUGUUCGCUGCGCAGGACACAGUCUCCCCUCCCGUCAACGGUCGAGUCCGAUGUUUCACCCCUUGCCUCAACGUCAUCUCAAAGAACAAAUGAAGAGCUUCGUGAACACAUUGAGACAAGUGAUACACAUGGAGGCACUGCAAGAAAACGCCGUCGUGAAGAGUUCGAGGAUUCAGAACAUAUGGCGAGUACAAGCACAAGAGCCAAUAUCAGACGGAAGAUGCCCCUUCCACCACCACUGGCUGCGAUGGCAUCCCUAGAGGUUGCGCGACGACCUGAAAGAUCUAUUUCGGCACUCAUCACUCCAAACUCUGAUUCUACCGUGGCGGACGAGGUGCCCGAUGACUCCUCAAGGAACGCGAGCAACAGCCCCACGAGCACAUCCCCCUCUUCAUCAAGUUCUGAGAAUCCAACAACCCCCCCUCCCAGCUCGUCGACUCUCGCAUCAGACUCGAAUACCGCCGCUCGACCAAUAACCAGGUUAUCAAUCGCGAGCCUCAUCUCUCCCCCUUCCUCGCCCGACCAAGCCUCUUUCCACAAACCAACCCAGUCAGGCACUGGUCCCGAAGUCCCCACUGCGCAGUUCGGAUGGCGGUUCGAGCCCAGUCGCCUGAGAUCAGCAGACGACCGCCCAAUCCCCAUCCCCAUCCCAAAGCCACUUCCUCUGAACACCACCGCUGAAGAGCCAGACGCUCCUGUCGUGUCUCGCCCUACUUGGUCACUCAAGCCGGCCGUAUCGAGCACACCGAAGCCUAAGCGUCGUGCACCACAGAAUCAAACCAAUGUCAGAGGCAGCACGCAGAGGUCUGCUGGACAGUCUGUUUGA